Molecule: messenger RNA, 1296 nt
Organism: Ananas comosus (pineapple)
Lineage: Eukaryota; Viridiplantae; Streptophyta; Magnoliopsida; Poales; Bromeliaceae
Product: WAT1-related protein At3g30340-like
Exons: 6
Coding region: 51-1115 (354 amino acids)
Cellular component (GO): plasma membrane
Molecular function (GO): transmembrane transporter activity
Source: RefSeq, a predicted model, not a curated record
UCUUGUUCAAGUGUAUACAAGGGUGGUGGUGAAGAAAGAAGAAGAAGAAGAUGAUGAUGAUGGGGUGGUGGAGGGAGCGGGGGCCGGUCGCCGUGAUGGUCGCCGCCGACGUCGGGUUCGCGGUGAUGAACGUGAUGAUCAAGAAGGUGAUCGACGAGGGGAUGGACCGCCUCGUAAUCGUCACGCUUCGUCAGCUUGUCGCAACAUUCUUCAUGGCCCCUAUCGCGUUUUUCUAUAAAAGGAAGACGAGACCAAAACUUACGGGCGAGAUCUUCGUUUAUCUCUUCUUCAGUGCAUUAUUUGGUGCCUCUCUACCACAGUACCUGUUCUUUGUCGGGCUGCAGUACACGUCGGCGACAUUCUCAUGCGCAUUCCUCAACAUGGCUCCGAUAUUCACCUUCCUCAUCGCUUUACCGCUACGGUUGGAGACACUGGACCUGAAGAGCAAAGCUGGGAUGUCAAAGUUGCUAGGAACAAUCACAUGCCUGAGUGGUGCAAUUCUGCUCACUCUCUACCAAGGCCCAGUCCUACCCCACAAGCACUCAACACAAACCCUAAUAAAACCCUACCAUAUGGGGUACAGCUCCAACACAAAGCAGUGGAUGGUUGGGUCCAUUGCCCUCCUAGCUGGGUGCCUCUGUUGGGCUUCUUGGUUCUUGCUGCAAUCUAAAGUGUGCAAGAAAUACCCUGCCAUUUAUUCUGCUACUGCUCUCAUAUUCUCACUGAGCUUUGUACAAGCUACUGCAUUUAGUUUGGCUACUCAGAAGAGCAUCUCUGUGUGGGUUCUGAAGAAGAAGUUAGAGAUCAUUACCGUCGUAUUCUCGGGAGUGGUGGGAUCAGGAUUAGGGUUCCUGGCAAUGUCAUGGUGUGUGGGGAAGAGAGGCCCAGUCUUCACUGCUGCAUUCACUCCUCUCAUACAAAUCAUGGUGGCUGCCUUUGAUUUCUCCAUCCUCCAUGAACAGCUUCACCUUGGAAGCAUCUUGGGCUCUGCUCUUGUGAUUAUGGGGCUCUAUUUCCUUUUGUGGGGCAAAAGCAAAGAGGCUCAAUUAAGCAAUGGAGUUAAGCCUAAUGAGGAGCAUGUUGAACAACCCCCUGUGCAAGUACAAACUGUUUAGUUAACAAAAGAAGAGGUUCACUUUUAAAGUACCAUUAUUUAAAGUUGAGCUUUGUUGCAACCAUAUGUAAGUUUGAGAUUUUGAUUUGAGGAACAUCCACUUAAUUUAUGCAAAAAUGUUGAAGGUUUAAUUUGGAUUAUAAUAGGCCAAAUCGGCAUGUUUAGGGCUUUUUCAUGAGAAA